Haemonchus placei is the source of this 255-nucleotide messenger RNA. The record is from the annotation of a GenBank genome assembly. NCBI's taxonomy places the organism in Eukaryota, Metazoa, Nematoda, Chromadorea, Rhabditida, Trichostrongylidae.
AUGAAAUUGCGCUACGAGAAACCUAGAGCAGGAGGACCGACGUACGACGAAUGGAUGAUGGAACCCUCAUCAUUCGUGGUGAAAAGCUUCUCUGGCGAAAUGUUGACGGUGUUGGCUCCGUCGUCCACUCAUCCACGCCUACGACUCACGCUGUUGAAGACCGUCUCCACCGUCAACUGCUACUCUACACACUCUACAGAUCUUUCAACAACGUGCAAAGAGCUCGAAGCAUGUUGUAAACGACGGAGAUAUUAG